AUGGCGGCAAUGUCCAACUUGGCUAAUACUAUGGAAGCGAAUGAUGCUGCGACUAUGCAAGCUGUGGAAAGGAUGGGCCAACUGGCUGGGAACGGGAAUGGAAAUGGAAAUGGGAAUGGAGAAAGAGACAGUAACAACUUGGGUGGUGCUCCGAUGACCUUGGCUUCAUUUGUAAAAGUCCAUCCACCGACUUUUAAGGGGUCAACCAACCCUACUAAAGCAGAUAAUUGGUUCCAGGCCAUGGAGCGUGCUCUGCAGGCUCAACAUGUUUCAAACAUUCAAUUUGUAGAGUUUGUAGUGUACCAACUUCUGGAAGAGGCACAACAUUGGUGGCAAGGAGAGUGUCGCUUACUACAACUUCAGAACGCCGACAUUCCUUGGGACAUUUGGGUAUUUUCUGAGCUUGUAAACAAAGCAAGGGUGGUGGAGGAUUGUGAAAAGAAGGUGGCACUAGAAAGAGACACUCAAAGAGGAAACAACAACCGUGGGCAUGAAAAGUACCUUCAGCCUAAGGGUCAGAGCUUCAAGACGGGUGGACACACACCUCAACACCUUCAAGGUAGAGGAAAUGAUAGGAGGAACAAUUAUGAUCAGGAUUGCACUAGUAGAAGGAACCCGAAUGCGGGUCGGAACCAACACCAAGGUCGAGUGUUUGCUGUGAAUGCCUGUGAUACUUCUCAGGCGGAUCGGUUGAUGAGAGAUAAAUGUUUAUUUGGCGACAAAACAUUGGUUACAUUGUAUGAUACUGGAGCCUCGCAUUCGUUUAUUGCAUUUGAUAAAGUUGAAGAACUAGGGUUGAAAAUGUCAAAAUUAGCUUUUGAUUUGCAUGUGCAUAUCCUGUAUCAGGCAGUUGUGACUAGAUCAGGUUAUAGGCAAAUAUCUUUCAAGAUUGAGGAUAGAAACUUUGUUCAUGAUUUAAUGUGUUUGCCAAUGGUUGGGUUGGAGAAGAUUUUGGGGUUCGAUUAG
This is a messenger RNA of Arachis ipaensis, 966 nucleotides long. RefSeq lists its product as uncharacterized. Lineage: Eukaryota; Viridiplantae; Streptophyta; Magnoliopsida; Fabales; Fabaceae. The record is from RefSeq and is a predicted model, not a curated record.